UUUUACAAGCACAAAAAGGAGCGCUAUGAGGUGAUCUCCUUGGCCGAAUUGCAGACAAUAGUUCCAGCAUUGAAUUGGCGGUUAUUUCUUUCGUCAUUGAUUGGAGAGGAGCUACACGCUAAUGAAAAAAUCGCUUUGAAAACCGGUCGAGAAUGGCUCAUCAAGCUUUCGCAGAUACUCCUUGAAUAUCUCGAGACCAGCGGAGGACAAGCUGUCGUGCGGAACUACAUCAAAUGGAAAACGUUAUUCUUCCAUCUGGCCUAUGUUAAACCGAACUGCCGUGAAGGCUACCUCUGGAAUAUCAUGCUACUGCGAAUUCUCCAUGUUCGUGAGGAUGCCACAAAUCACGAGGCAGGUGCGUUCUGA
Messenger RNA from Ostertagia ostertagi, 366 nucleotides. Lineage: Eukaryota; Metazoa; Nematoda; Chromadorea; Rhabditida; Trichostrongylidae. The record is from the annotation of a GenBank genome assembly.